Messenger RNA from Salpingoeca rosetta, 4130 nucleotides. Its product is annotated as TKL protein kinase. The record is from RefSeq and is a predicted model, not a curated record. The transcript has 4 exons. Gene Ontology annotation, molecular function: protein binding; ATP binding; protein kinase activity. Bases 42 to 4130 code for a protein of 1362 amino acids. Gene Ontology annotation, biological process: protein phosphorylation. NCBI's taxonomy places the organism in Eukaryota, Choanoflagellata, Craspedida, Salpingoecidae.
GUGCGUGCAGGCAGCAGCAACUGCUCGCAACCACAACAACGAUGGACGCGCACCCCAAGCACCAGCCUCAACAGCCUCGCUGCUGGCAGCGGCGACGAGGGCACACCACAUCAGCCCUCUCUGCGUUGCUGGCUCUGCUGUUGCUGGUGGUGGUAACAACAGCGCCGGCGGUGUGCACCCAAAGCAACUUGGUUAACGAGGCCAAUGCGUUGUGCAGGGAGGUGGACACCACGCUGAAGCAGCUUCAAACCACGUUGCAUGAACACAAGGUGCCAUUCAGAACAGCAACAGCACAGCAGGCACACGACCACGUGCUGCAUCCUCGAACUAAUCGUGACCCUGUCUUCCUCAACACAACACGUGAGGAGGCUGGUGAACGAGAAGGAGCCACAGUGACGAUUGAUCUGUCCUCCAUCCAACGCAUGAUGAACACCUUUGGGUGCGAUGCCGCGAAUGGUCAAAGCGAAGACGAAGAUCAACAGCACCAGCACCACCACCACCAGCAACAGCAACAGCAACAGCAACAGCAACAGCAACAGCGACACCACCAACACCAGCAGCCACCAACUGUCGCACGCAACCAGUCUGUGUCUCUGCCGACUCAGGUGGAAGGUGCUCGCAACAGCGAAGCGCACGAUGCCAGCCAUCCGCCACAACUCCAGCACCCGGAUCAGCACGCGCGCGUGCGGCGAAGUGAUGAUCCCACCGUGGAGGCAGGCCAGUGCACAUUGGCAAGCGUGACGGACGGCUCGUGCCCGGGUGCAGACAACAGAGGAAGGCUCACCGUAACGCUGCUCAGCCGGGACCGCGUGAAUGACAGCAGUACCGCUGCCGCACGCGCGCUCCACGCCAUCUCAUCCUCCGUACAGGUGUUGACGGUGAGCGGCCACGUUGAAGAGAAAUCGCUCCAGUGGUUGGUGGGGAGCGGCAACUGGACCUCGUGUACGACGCUGGUCUUGGAGGGUGUCCAGUUCCCCAUGCUUCAGUUGAGCAUGCUCAACCCGUUGACGCAGGUCCACACAAUCAUUGUGCGCGAUAGCGAGCUCCUGUACGACACUGAUACGCGCGGGUUUCAGCGCGCUGCGGCAUUGGGCAUCUUCCGCGUCAUGAACUGCUCACUCGCAGCCAUCCCCGACAUGUCAGCCAUGGCAUCCCUGAGAAUCCUCAACCUCAAGGCAAACCGCAUCCAUGCCGUCAGCAAGACCGACAUGGCCGGGCUGAUAUCCCUGCGGCAGCUGAGUUUGCGCGGGAACGUGAUUUCACAACUGGCACACGGCACGUUUGACGACCUCACACGCCUUCAGACGCUGAUCCUGGCUGCAAAUGACAUCAACAGCCUCCCUGCAGGCCUCCUCCGUCCUCUCACCCAGCUCACCGUGCUCCAGCUUCAACAGAACCCCAUCACGAGCCUCGACGCUGCCGCCCUCGGCUCCCUGUCGAUGCUGGGCCACCUCACUAUCGAGAACACGCUUCUCGCCAGCUUGCCACCGCUUUUGUUCAGCAAUACGACGCGUCUCGUUCGGCUGGAACUGGCAAAGAACUUCAUCACUUCCCUUCCAGACACCAUUUUCUCCGGCCUGACGUCCUUGGAUUGGCUGCAGGUGUCGGAGAACCGACUCACAUCCCUGCCACCGCGCGUGUUCCAGGACUUGACAGCGGUCACGUUCCUCGAAUUGCUCAACAACGACAUCUCUGCUCUGCCCGAGGGUGUUCUGGACUCGUGCACGCGUCUGCUUUUCUUCCAGUGUAACUACAACUACCUGACCAAGCUCCCCACAAACCUCUUUGCCAACAAUCCCGGGCUGCGUCAGGUUUCGUUUGUGGACAACGCGCUGGCCACAAUCGAUAACGUUCUUGCAGCGGCAGCGCUCACGUCCCUGCGGUUCUUGGACAUGGCUGGAAACCAGCUCACCGAGCUGCACUUGUCACGCGAGUUACCGACAUUGCGUGGUCUUGACUUGAGCAACAACCCCAUGCAGGAGCUUCCAGACCUUACACAGACGCCCGCCCUGAGAAUUCUUCGCCUGCAGAACCAUCACAUCAGGCGCAUCGACUUGGCGCCACUCCUGACGCUGCCACUGCUGCAAGUUCUCGAGCUGGACGCAUUUCCAAAGUCCAAGUCCGAAGCGAUUUUCACGAGCACCAGCGUGGCCAGCAUUGCGCCCCUGUCCACGCUUCGGCUCAACAACGUGGUCAUCAGCAACGUUGUGCCCUCCUUUGAGAAUCUGCCGUUGCUGGACCUGGCUGCCCUGCACGUGGGGUGGCCCGGUGCCACUAGCGACACGCUCCCCCUUAGCGCCAUUUGCAAGGUGCUUGCAAGCAACGUGCGGGAGCUCCGCAUCGCCAACACGGACUACAGCACGAUUGACCUGUGCCCCGAAAAGACGUUCGAAACGCUUCUUCUCACUGACAACAAACAGCUCCGAUCCAUCACUGUCCACAACUCGCUGCGUGAGCUCAACGUGUCCGGCUGCACCCAGUUGACCUCGAUUGAUGCCCCUCCCAUUGACAUUCUCGACAUCAGCGGUACCAACUACCCGCCAAACAGCGCACUGUGCACGCGGUGGGGCCGCCGCAUGCUCUUUGCCCGGAACAGGGACGCAAUUAUUGAUGUGGAGCGUGUUGCCGCAACUGCACAGAGGUGCUUGCAACAGGUGGAAGUGCUAGACUUCUCAGGCAACCCAUGGCUGAGCCACCAAGCAGAGGUGAACCGCGUUGCUGGGAGAACGAUUGCCUUGUCGGACCAACCCUUCCUGACUGCUGACGGCGUGCCCCUUCCAAACCGGCCCGUUCCUCCGAUCCUCCAACUGUCCGGCGCGUCCAUUGACUGCGACCUGCAGCUGUCAACGCGAGACCUGCGGUCGGUACGCGACUCUUUUGCGUUGACACCGCAGAUUGUCUACACCUUCCACUGCACGUGCGCGCGCGGCUUCAAGAAGGGCGCCACUGGGCGGUGCGUGGUGGACGAGCCCAAUAUCGCUGGCGUUGCCGCUGGCUCUGUGAUUGGCGGCCUUGCCCUCGGCUUGCUCAUGGCGUGGCUGUCACGCCGCUACCGUGGCCUGACCAAGCGUAUCGACCUGCAGGAGCAGCUGCUGGUGGAGAGGGACGAGGAGGUGAUGGCGCUGAAGAGGGCGUGGGAGAUUGAGUACGAUGAGCUGAGGCUUGUUGAGCGUGUGGCCGCGGGUGCGUUUGGCGUGGUGUUCCAGGCAGAGUGGGACACAGUCACAGUGGCAGUGAAGGUGUUGCAGCAAGCCGUCAUGGCAUUUGACGAGAGCACGGUGCUUGAGUUUGAGAAGGAGGUGGAGUUCCUGCAGCGGACACGGCACCCGAAUGUGGUGCGGUUCUUUGGUGCGGGGACAGACCCCAACGGCAGCCCGUUCCUGGUGCUGGAGUUUGUGGCCAUGGGGUCGCUCAAUGGCCUAUUACAGAAGGAUAUGGGGAAGGUGUUGAUGGAAGUGAGGAGCAGGAAGGUCGAGGAGAGCAGCAACGGCAGUGUCAGGGAUGAUGUGAAUGGUGUGUGGGACUUGAAGCUGCGACUGCUGCGGGAUGUUGCCAGUGGCAUGGCCUUCAUCCACAGCCUCGACCAGAUGCACCGAGACCUGAAGAGCGGAAACGUGCUGGUGUCAUCAUCGCUGCGCGCCAAGAUUACGGAUUUCGGAUCCAUUCGCCAGUGCUUCGCACGUGGUGGCAGGGCCCACGGCAGCGGCCACACCCGCCUCUCCUCCAGCCACGUUGACGAUCCGCAAUACAGCCAGCAGGCUGGAUUGAAGACGAUGACUAACAUAACGCUCACGGCAGGUGUUGGUACACCCAUGUACAUGGCACCAGAGGCAUUGACGGGCGACAAGUACAGCUUUGAGGCCGACAUCUUCAGCUUUGGCGUGCUGAUGUGGGAGGUGGUGACCCAGCGACCACCGGAUCUGAUCGAGCAGGAGAAGGGGAGCGACUUCAGGGGACCACUGCUUCCUGCAAUCACGGAGCUCUUGAUGGAGGGCAAGCGGCUCAAGUUCGAAGACAGCGAGCAAGAAGCCAUUCCUGAGUGGUUCCAGUCGCUGACGUACAAGUGCAUGGCUCAGAACCCGCGUGAGCGCCCGUCGUUUGGAGAAUUGAAGGAUCACCACUUUGCAUAG